AUGACUCAACUGACACUAAUGCUUUCCUCAGCCAACAUCAUCACCUUUCUGAUCAUCUGGAGGAGGAACUGCAUGCUUUCCAAGUCCAGCACUCUCUAUCUUAUGGCCAUUUCUGUGGCUGACAGCCUUGUUCUGAUCUUCAUUGUGGUUCUUGAGCUUUCUGUGAAGUACCACCAGCAGGAGCCAUUUUGGAGUUAUGAGCCGUGGUGCAGCCUGAGGGACAUUUUUAACUACGGAGCCUACAACGCCUCAACGUGGCUGGUGGUUGUGUUUACAGUUGAGCGCUUUGUCGCCAUCCACACGUGGAAAAUGAAAACUAAAAUCUGCACCCCGAGAUGUGCAGCAUGGACUAUUACAGCCAUCUUCGUCUUCAGUCACCUUUUUGCCAUUCCUCACUUCUGGUCUAAUACCUCAGUCUAUGUGAACAACAAGACCAGAUGUAUUUACAACCCAGAGGCCCCAUCUCAGUUCAUUCACACCCUGGUUUGGUUUCAAACACUGCAAGCCUACAUAUUCCCCUUCCUCAUUAUCCUCACACUCAACGGGCUGACUCUGCGCCUCAUCUCUCUCAGCAAUCGGGUUCAUAUCACCACAGAUUUGACUUCUAGGGCCAACAAAGUCAUGCCUCUGCUGCGCUCCAGAAAGAGAAAAUCUGUGGUGCUUCUAGUGACUGUGUCUAUGAGUUUCAUGCUGCUGUCUGUUACCCGUGCUAUAACUCAGAUCAUCCUCCGCACGACUCCUAUGUACACCUGUGAUCGCAAUGAUUACAACCUUCAGAUAAAUAUAGCAGCAGACACUGGCACCAUGCUGAGCCUGAGCAAUGCAGCAGCUAACAUGUACCUGUACGUCUGCACCCAAUCCAAGUUUCGCCAAGAGUUCUUAGCUUGUGUCAGACAAGUGUCCUUCUACUGCAAAACAAAACUCUAA
Lates calcarifer (barramundi perch) is the source of this 927-nucleotide messenger RNA. RefSeq names its product probable G-protein coupled receptor 139. The record is from RefSeq and is a predicted model, not a curated record. The coding region runs from base 1 to 927 and encodes 308 amino acids. Gene Ontology annotation, molecular function: G protein-coupled receptor activity. The transcript has a single exon. Gene Ontology annotation, cellular component: membrane. NCBI's taxonomy places the organism in Eukaryota, Metazoa, Chordata, Actinopteri, Centropomidae. Gene Ontology annotation, biological process: G protein-coupled receptor signaling pathway.